AUGGGCUCCCACGACUCUUUGAAUCAAGCUGAGGGUGCGCCCCGGUUCUGGUACCGCGAUAACUUCUUCCUCACAAACGACAAGACCUAUCUGUGCCCCAAAACCUUCAAUAAGUCCCUUGACGACAACUGGUGGAGCAGCCCCUUGCCGAAUGGACAACUCCAAAGGGUGUUGGACAACUGCUUGACUCUGGCGGUGUACUACACUCCCCAGACUGCUGAAGAGAUGAAGAAGAACGGUAUCUCUCAACCAAAAGAUGGCUCCCCGCACAAGAUGGUCGGCUUCGCUCGCGUGGUAACCGACUAUGUAACCCUGGCCUAUCUUACAGACGUUUUCGUCGUCGACGAGUUUCAGCGGCGUGGAUUGGCGUCAUGGCUGAUGCAGGCCCUCAAGGAGAUAGUCAACGAAUGGAAGCAUAUGCGUGGACUCCUCCUUAUGACCCAUGAUCAAUCCGCAGCGAGGCUGUAUCAAAGAGAGUUGGGUGCUCAAGAGUUCGAAAAGGGACCAUCAGCCGGCCUAGUAAUGCUGGAAAUGGCUGGUCCAGCCGAGAAGCCCAUGCCUAAGCAUUGA
This is a messenger RNA of Fusarium sp. VM40, 570 nucleotides long. The record is from the annotation of a GenBank genome assembly. NCBI's taxonomy places the organism in Eukaryota, Fungi, Ascomycota, Sordariomycetes, Hypocreales, Nectriaceae.